AUGCUCCCUUCAGGGCACAUUCUCGCUGAACCCGUAACGUUAAAAGAUGGUUGGAGAAGCGAGAGCAGGGGCGCACUGCAACGUUUUGCUGCACAUGGAUUUGUGGUUACAUCGAUCACCAUUCACAAGAACCACACAUCGAUCUUCCAGUUAACCGCACAUCUAUCUUCCAGAAUUGUCUGGGCACUUGGUGUGAAGCCACUAACGAUACUACAGUGCAGUUUUGCGUUGACCAUAUGUGAUUGA
Messenger RNA from Gongylonema pulchrum, 246 nucleotides. The record is from the annotation of a GenBank genome assembly. NCBI's taxonomy places the organism in Eukaryota, Metazoa, Nematoda, Chromadorea, Rhabditida, Gongylonematidae.